Messenger RNA from Trametes versicolor FP-101664 SS1, 1138 nucleotides. Its product is annotated as dihydrodipicolinate synthetase. The record is from RefSeq and is a predicted model, not a curated record. The transcript has 5 exons. Lineage: Eukaryota; Fungi; Basidiomycota; Agaricomycetes; Polyporales; Polyporaceae. Gene Ontology annotation, molecular function: 4-hydroxy-tetrahydrodipicolinate synthase activity. The coding region runs from base 29 to 1039 and encodes 336 amino acids.
CGGAAUCUCUCCUCGACCCCUGCUCGCCAUGGCCACUGUCGUCCGCCCGCUCCAGCCUGGGAUCUACGCGCCCAUUCCGACCUUCUUCGCGCCGGAAACGGAGGACAUCGACCUCCAGUCGUUCUCAGCGCAUGUCAUCCGCCUCGCGAAGGCGGGCGUCAAGCCCCUGCUGUCGGGCAGCAUGGGAGAAGCGCACCACCUGUCGCACGCGGAGCGCGCGACGCUGAUCAAGACCGCCCGCCACGCCCUGGACGAGGCCGGGUUCACGAGCGUCCCGAUCAUCGCUGGGACGGGCGCGGGCAGCACGCGCGAGACGGUCGAGCUGUCGGUCGAGGCGGCGGCGGCGGGCGCGGACUACACGAUCGUCAUCUGCAGCGGGUACUUUGCCGGCGCAUUGGCGGGGAAUCGCAAGGCGCUCAAGGCGUUCUGGACGGAAGUGGCGGAGAAGAGCCCUAUACCCGUAAUUAUCUAUAAUUAUCCUGGUGCGGCCGGGGGCAUCGACCUCGACUCUGACCUCAUCACUGAACUCGCGACUGAGUCGCCGAACAUUGCCGGUGUGAAGCUCACGUGCGGCAACGUCGGGAAGCUCACGCGCAUAACCGCGACUGUAUCGGAGCCUUCGUUCGCUACGUCGCACCCCCGAAAGAACCCCAAUGCGCCGUUCCUCGUCCUGGGCGGCUUCACAGAUUUCAUCCUCCCCUCCGCGUUCGUUGAAGGACACGGUGCAAUCACAGGGCUCGCAAACGUGUCGCCGUACGCCAUCGCCAAGCUCUUCGAGCUCUCGGAGAAGUCGAAGGGGGACCCCUCUCUGCUUCCCGAGGCGCAGCGCUUGCAGGGCAUCAUCGCUCGGGCGGAUUACACCAUCGCGAAGACUUCGAUUUCUGGGACGAAGUUCCUGCUGGAGAAGCUGUACGGGUACGGAGGAAACCCUCGCCGGCCGCUGCCCCCCGUCGAUCCAAGCGUCGCCGCGGCGCUGUGGGAGCACCCACACACGGUAGAGCUGGUUCGCGUCGAGCGGGAGUUGAGUGGUAAGCUGUAGUAAAGUAGCCGUAGAUGCGACUUGGUCGAGACCAUAUGCUGUAUUAUAUCUUGUGUAAGUGCACACGUCCUAGACUCUGUCACGAACGUGCUCGGCACC